Messenger RNA from Culicoides brevitarsis, 1893 nucleotides. RefSeq names its product glutathione synthetase-like. Gene Ontology annotation, biological process: glutathione biosynthetic process. Lineage: Eukaryota; Metazoa; Arthropoda; Insecta; Diptera; Ceratopogonidae. The record is from RefSeq and is a predicted model, not a curated record. Gene Ontology annotation, molecular function: ATP binding; glutathione synthase activity; glutathione binding. Gene Ontology annotation, cellular component: cytosol. The transcript has 2 exons. The coding region runs from base 284 to 1783 and encodes 499 amino acids.
GAAAGGCGCGCGUAGUAAAUCUCAUGUGUGUUAGUAACACACAUAACGACCGGCAUUUUUGCCUUUUACUCAUCCAUGUGGUCGUAAGAAGCAAGAGAAUUCGUGCGCAGUUUAUUUUUAAUCGUCGUACUGUUCGGAUGCACACUUCUUGUUCCACGAAAAAAAAUUGUUCCAAACAAAAAUCAGUUCGAAUCCCAUUCUAAUUGAAAUAUUUCGUUAAUUUGUGACGUUAAAAGUGAAAUUCUGUGCCAAAAAGGAAAGUUCUCCGUUACGAGAUAAAAAUAUGGUUUACUUCAAGCAAUAUAUCCCAGUGCCCGAUGAUGAAGCUCAAUUCGAGACUCUUGUCACAAAAGUAAAGGAUUUUGCCUUGAUGCAUGGGGCUUGUAUGCGAGCCAAAGACAAAUUCGACCCAGAUGUGUUGCAAUUCGCCCCUUUUGUGCUGAUUCCGAGUCCAUUUCCGCGAAAAGAGUUCGAAAUGGCGCUCUACCUUCAACCAAUCUUGAACGAAUUGAUGCAUCGCGUCGCUCAUGAUGAAGAAUUCCUGCGACAAACGCUCGAAAAGACGAUAAAAGUUGAUCCUUUCACUGCCAAACUCUUUAAAAUCUUCGAAACUUGUCAGCGGGAAGGCGUCAAACAACCCAUCGCCCUUGGAUGUAUUCGUUCCGACUUGAUGCUCGAGUCAACUUGCUCCUCGACAAACUCCCGAAAGCGAAAAAGCGGAUGUUGCGUCAAAGAUUUGGAAGAUUGUUGUGUCUAUUGUUGCUUCAAACAGGUCGAAAUCAAUACAAUCGCUUCCGGGUUCGGGCAUUUGGGUCCCAUAAGUCGCACAGUACAGGAAUAUGCCUUACGCGAGCUCGGACAAGAGGAAAAAGUGAAAAAUCUCCCGGAAAAUACGGCUCUUUCGGGUUUGUGUGACGGAAUGAUUCGCGCAUGGGACUUGUACGGAUGCCACGAAGCUGUCAUCAUGUUCGUUAUUGAAAAUGUUUCGUACAACAUUUGCGAUCAGCGAUUUCACGAGUUUCAUAUUCGCAAAGCGCGGCCCGAUAUUAAGGUAAUUCGCAAGAAUUUGACGCAAAUUUACAAAAAUGGUCAACUAAAUGACAAGGGAGAGCUUUGUAUCGACGGAAAAAUUGUGAGUGUCGUGUAUUUUCGUGCCGGAUACGAGCCAGCGCAAUAUCCAACGGAAAAUGAGUGGGAUGCGCGACUCAUGAUUGAACGUUCGCUCGCGAUAAAAUGCCCGACGAUCGGUUAUCAUCUCGCAGGCACGAAAAAAGUGCAACAAGCACUCGCAACGCCCGGGGUUUUGAACCGUUUCUUGCAAGACGAGAAGAAAAUCAACGACGUGCAGGAAAUUUUCACCGGAAUUUAUGCCUUAGACAAGUCCGAAGAGGGAGACAGAGCAGUUAAAAUGGCUUUGGAGCACCCGGAACGGUUUGUCAUGAAGCCGCAACGUGAGGGAGGCGGCAACAACGUUUUUGGUAAAGACAUUCCCGCAGUAUUAAGUAAAAUGACGGAUUUGGAGCGUUCGGCGUGGGUUCUCAUGGAACAAAUUGUCCCGCCGAUGACAAAAGGAUAUAUUAUUAGACCGCGACAACCCAUUCCGAAAGAACCGACAGAUUUGGUGUCUGAACUCGGGAUUUUUGGCGUAAUUAUUGGGACAAAAGAUGAGAUUUUGUUCAAUAAACAAACGGGGCACAUGUUCAGAACGAAGCUUUCGACGGCGAAUGAAGGAGGUGUUGCUGCUGGAUUGGGAGCUCUUGAUAGUCCUUACUUAAUUGAUUGAUUGUUUGAUAGAUUUUUAGCAGGGAAAUGCAUUUUUUUAGAGAAUUAGAAUAAAUUUUUAUGAAAAAUUAAUGGACCUGUCGACUUUGUUCUACCCAUCGAGAUUUCUUU